Hypoxylon trugodes is the source of this 2594-nucleotide messenger RNA. RefSeq lists its product as uncharacterized. The transcript has a single exon. The coding region runs from base 651 to 2120 and encodes 489 amino acids. NCBI's taxonomy places the organism in Eukaryota, Fungi, Ascomycota, Sordariomycetes, Xylariales, Hypoxylaceae. The record is from RefSeq and is a predicted model, not a curated record.
GCAGCAAAACGCCGAAACAUUUCACUGCCAUCUGCAGAUCUUCGCGGUUCAGAGCUUCUCAUCCACCUUCCCCCAGCUUACCCAAGUGAAACAUGGCGGACCGUCUAUUGUCUAAAACAAGUCUUCGCGCACCACAAGGUGUUGAUGCGUGAUGACAGGCAAGGUAUUGUAUAGGUCUCUUCGGUCUCUUCUUUUAGUUAUUCAAUUUUGAUUCUGAUCAGAAUUCAAUAUCACAUGGGUGGAUAUUGAAGCCAAUGAUCCAAUGUCUGACAAGGGACAUUCGAUCGCUUUCCCACAUUGCAACUCGUUACGAAGAUCUCUCUCUUAACCCUCUUAACAAUUAUCUUAACAAUUAUUUCCUCUUCCACGCGAUCCUUCGUACGCCCUUCUUCUUGCUUCAUCAUCUUUUUAGUGUCUUAGCGAGACAUUUUUUAUCAUUUUAGUCAGGGCUGAGGCCAUUGCUCCCCCUCUUGGGUAUCGUCAUUCUCUCCCGUCCUAUUAUUGCUUUUCUCAUCCCAUUUAAAAUCAGCGUCCUCACCUCAGCACUCCAUUUAAUAUUGAUCUAUUUGUCUUGAUCUUUCUAAACUACAGAUGAUUGCCAAUCUUCCUCGUCAGUGAAGGAGUCUUAACGACUAACCUUCACAGUCACAAUGGCUCUAACUGUGAAGCACCUCAACUCCGAUGCCUCGUUUCUUCUAUCCUUCGAGCCCAUCAUCCCCGAACUUGCUCAGGGUAUUGUAACACCAAAACCAUUCACGAUACUUUUGGAUCCUUGGAUAACAGGAUCCUCAAAGAUCUUCCAUCCUAAGAUCUCCCUCGCGACUCACAUACACCCAGCAUGCAUAUCAUCGCUAUCGGAACUCCCGUCGACUCCGGACCUCGUCAUCACCAGUCAGCACAAAAGCGACCAUUGCAACGAAGCUACACUGCGGCAGUUACCCUCAAAUGGGAAGACUAUUAUUCUUGCUGAACCUGCAGCAGCAAAGCUGAUUAGGAGCUGGAAGUACUUCGCCCAUGAAAAAGUCCGAACAAUAGAACGAUGGGAAGAUCCUAGGGCAACCGGCAAACAAUCCGCGCUACGAAUUCCCGUUCCGCCUACAGUCCCGGGCGGCCAGGCAGGGGAAGUGACUGUCGCCUUCAUACCACAGAAACGCGACCUGGCAGGCCUGCAUGCCGCCAUUGGUAUUACGUACCGCCCUCCCCCAACGCCCAUGCCGAAAUUCAAUCCCCCUAUCAUGUCGAAACCACCCACGCCACCUGUUACACCAAAUACGCCUAACACGCAAGCCUCCACGAAUACUAUCUCAGUCUCUGAUACGCUCCUUUUGCCGCCCACACCGCCUAUAUCGCCUCGCUCCUUGCGUUCCGUCCAAUCCGCCUCGACUCUUCUCCCAUCUCCAUCACGCCCCGCCAUGAGCGCCUACUUCCCGCGUUCCACCUCUCAUAACUACGUACGCCCUACUACAUCCAACUCUAACGGCUCCAUCCGUCCUCUAUCCGUCAUAUUCUCGCCUCAUGGCAUUUCGUAUGCUCACCUUGCGCCUUAUGUCACAUCGCACCUUGUCACCGAGGCGGCACUGCCGCUAACAGCCCUGCUUCACUGCAUGGAUAGCAUAUCUAAUCCAUGGUGGCUUGGCGGCAACAUCUGCGCAGGAGUACCGACCGGUGCCGAAAUCGCAACAAGGCUAGGUGCACGAGUCUGGAUUAGCGCACACGACGGAGAAAAAGACGUUCGGGGACUGGCUACGGGUAUGCUUAAGACAAAGAGAUGGACACGUGAGGAAGUCGAAGGCGCUUUGAUCCCCUGCGAAGAAGUCGGGAAACCCGGUGUGGAUAAACUAGCACAUAGACGGAAGAGCAGCAACGGAAGCAAUGGUGGUGUAAGCACAGAGAUCAUGCGCCUUGGUAGUGGCGAUGAGGUCCUUGUUUCCGGUACUGGGAUGUUAUGGUGUUCUGAUAACGGGGAGGAUCGAUGGGCUAUUGACGAUGAGAAGCCGAAGACACAGCCCGAAUCGAAAUCGAUUGGGUGGCACAGCGAGAAGAUAUCUACUAGCCUAAGGAUGAUGAAAUCGUCCAAAAUAGGUCUUUCGUCGAGAUUUAGAGCCGCUGCUACCGCCUAAAUUAUGGCGUAUUCUUUUAUGACUUUGGAUUAUUGGGAGGGUUCGCUUUCAUUAAAAAGGAUAUUUCAUCGGCGGAUCAGUCUUUUGGGAUAUCUAAAUUUGGCGCGUUUUGGAUGAUAUGGAUUUUAUUGAGUGAUACCAGGGUUGGCGGAUUUUUUCUAUUUGUUAUAUUUGGCUACCUACAGCAUUUUAUUUGUCUGGAUUCAUAACGAACGAUACAAAAAAGUUACGGCCAUAUAGGCCUCACUUCUGGGUCACUUACCUACAUUAUUGGGAAGAGGAAUGACCUUCAUAUUCUCAUACUCAUGGGCGGAAAAAAUCAAACAAAAUAGGAUACGGGCGUUACUAUUCGGACUACCUAACGGUUUCGGGGUAUUGAGGAAGGGUACGGUAUGGCACGGAAGAGGCUCAUUUGUAGGGUAAACCUCUUAUCACGAGGUCAUAUAAAUCAAAUCAUAGGAUCUGGAACUGCUC